GAAGAGAGAGAAUGAGUGAGAGAACAGGUUUUGUUCAGGUUUUAUUCUCACACACCCUUCACAAGCCAGAAGAGCAGCAAAAGAAAAUACAAAAGUCCUUCAUCAUGCAGUGCCCGCAAUCUCCGGGACGAAUCCUGUCAGAGGAGCAGUUCUCCUGCUCCAUCUGUCUGGAGGUCUUUGUCGAGCCCGUCUCAACUCCGUGUGGCCACACUUUCUGCAAGGCAUGUCUGCAGGGCUUCUGGAAUCACAGCAAGAAGUUUCUGUGCCCCAUGUGCAAGAAAGCUUUCUCCAGAAAACCAGAGCUCAGCGUCAACUGUGUACUAGCUGAGAUAGCCGAGCAGUUCCAGGGUCUGUCCACACUGUCCUCCAAUGGAAGUGACAAGGGCAACGUUGAGUUUGCACAUUCCCUAAGCACACAGAAAGAAGACGACUGGGGAGACUUCGCUAAAGCGGGAGAUGUGCCCUGUGACGCCUGCAUCGGCAGGAAGAUGAAAGCCAAGAAGUCAUGCCUGAACUGCCCUGGUUCGUUUUGUGAAGCUCACCUGCGGCACCAUAGGAAGGGAAAGGCGAUGACCUCACAUAAGCUGGUGGAGCCCAUACACAACCUGGAGGACAAGAUGUGCAAGGUACAUAAACGUCUCCUGGAUGCCUACUGCCGAAACGAACACGUGUGCGUGUGUAAGGAGUGCGCGGAGUCCUCGCAUAAAGCACAUGAUGUUGUUUCCACCGAACGAGAGUGGAAGAAAAAAACGACUCAACUGGGAAAGAAAAGGUCAGAAUUAAAACAUCUGAUCAAGGAGCGAGAAAAGAAACUCGAGGAGAUCAAGCAGUCUAUCAAAGUCCUGAAAGAGAACAGUCAGAAGGAGAUUGAGGAGAGCUGGGCGGUUUACGCAGAGCUGCAGCGGCUGUUAGAGCAGUCGCAGGCUGAGCUGCUGGAGCUCAUCACGACGCGGCAGAAACAAGUGGAGCAGCAGGCCAGAGAUCUUACCAGCGGCCUGGAGCAUGAGCUCAACGCACUAAGGAAGAGGAGCAGUGAGCUGGACGCACUGGCUCAAACACAGGACAAGGUGGUCUUUCUACAGUUCCUCCCAUCUCUUCCUCCUCCACCGGAGCCGUCUGAUUGGUCAUUGGUGUCUGUGAACACAGAUCAGUACCUCAGCACCAUCAGGAAGUCAGUCUGCUCUCUGGUUGACAAAUUCCAACAAGAGGUCAAACGGCUUUAUGGAAAAGAGCUCAGGAAGCUGCAAAACUAUGCAAGUGAGGUGAUCUUGGAUUCGGCCACAGCUCAGCGUGAUCUUUGUAUUUCUGAGGACGGCCGGCAGGUGCACUAUGAAGAGCAGCGCAAGAGCUCCACGCAUUCCGACACUCCGCGACGCUUUAGCCCAGCACUGUUUGUCCUGGCACGUGAGGGUAUUUCCUCUGGAAGACACUACUGGGAGGUGGACGUAGGACAUAAGACAGCCUGGACCGUAGGAGUGGCCCGGGGGUCGGCGCGACGUAAAGGAGAGAUCCGUCUCAGUCCAGAAGGUGGCUUUUGGUGUUUAUGGCUGAAAAGCGGAGAAGUGAAAGCCCUUACUGGGUACAGAGUUCCUCUCCAUCUCGCCACACUGCCUCAGAAGCUGGGCAUCUUUCUGGACUAUGAAGCUGGACAGGUGUCCUUCUAUGACGUGAAGACGCGCUCUCAUCUCUACACGUUUAGCGAUGCUUUCAGUGAGAGUGUCUACCCCAUCUUCAGCCCUUGCAUCAACCAGGAUGGAAAGAACCCCGGAGCACUGGUCAUCACCGCCAUCAAACACAGCUGAGACAGCAUACUCACUCUGAGCUUUUCUAAUGUAUUUUAGGGUUGGACAGAAUAUGUUGCUGAAGAUUGUUGCAAGAAUGAAGACUUUCCUGGACAAAUAAAUCACUUUUUUUUUUUUUCAUAACAGUUCACUCUGUAAGUUUACGCAGAUGAGUGUGAUCUUAAAACACAUGCAUCUAGUGUAAAAAGACUCUAAGUUACUUUCAAAGAUGCAGAUACAAAAUACAUAUAACCUACCAUUCAAAAGUUUCAGGUCAGUAAAAAAAGAAAUUAAGUCUUAUUCCUGAAGGACACAUUCAAUUAAGUCCAAAGGUGAAGUAAAUACAUGUAUGUUACAAAGGUAAUGGUAAUAUUGGUAAUAUUUCACAAUAUUACAGUUUUAAUGUAUUUUUCAUCAAAUAAAUGCAGCUUGAUGAGCAUUAGAUACUUCAAAACAACAACAAAAAAAUAAAUAAAUAAUAAUAAUAAUAAUCUUAACCUCAAACUUUUGAAUGGUAGUGUUCUUUGGUUCAUGUUUGGUUCCAUGUUAAACGUGAACACUAUAAAUGUGACCAUUACACUUGUGAAUAGUUAUUAAUUAUAAUAACUUGCUAAAAUCCACAUUAUAUCCCAAUUGUUUAUACAUCUAGAUUUAUUUUACUUUAAAAAAAAAAAAAAAAAAAGAGCUCAAUGUGUAUA
Ctenopharyngodon idella (grass carp) is the source of this 2479-nucleotide messenger RNA. Its product is annotated as E3 ubiquitin-protein ligase TRIM39-like. The record is from RefSeq and is a predicted model, not a curated record. Gene Ontology annotation, molecular function: protein binding; zinc ion binding. NCBI's taxonomy places the organism in Eukaryota, Metazoa, Chordata, Actinopteri, Cypriniformes, Xenocyprididae. Bases 12 to 1802 code for a protein of 596 amino acids. The transcript has 7 exons.